Fukomys damarensis (Damara mole-rat) is the source of this 1032-nucleotide messenger RNA. RefSeq names its product olfactory receptor 14C36-like. The record is from RefSeq and is a predicted model, not a curated record. Bases 34 to 1032 code for a protein of 332 amino acids. Gene Ontology annotation, biological process: G protein-coupled receptor signaling pathway. The transcript is spliced from 2 exons. Gene Ontology annotation, cellular component: membrane. Gene Ontology annotation, molecular function: G protein-coupled receptor activity; olfactory receptor activity. NCBI's taxonomy places the organism in Eukaryota, Metazoa, Chordata, Mammalia, Rodentia, Bathyergidae.
UUUCUCCUGGGACAUGAACCACAUCCCCCACAGAUGUCCAACUCCUCCACGACAACGGACUUCCUCCUCAUGGAGAUCUCUGACAUGCGGGAUCUACAGCUUUUCUAUGCCAUGAUCUUCUCUCUGAUUUAUCUGGUGACCGUAAUGGGAAACCUGGUCAUUGCAGCUGUCACCACUCUUGACAAGAGCCUUCACACGCCCAUGUACUUCUUCCUGAGGAACCUGUCCAUCCUGGACUCCUGCUACAUUUCUGUCACCAUCCCUAAAUCCUGCAUGAACUCCCUGCUGGGCACAAGCUUCAUUUCAAGGGCAGGAUGUGCAGCUCAGGUCUUCCUUGUGUUAUUCUUUGCAUUUGUAGAGGUACUGUUCCUCACCAUGAUGGCUCACGACCGCUUUGCAGCCAUCUGCAGGCCCCUCCAUUACCCUGUGAUCAUGAGCCCUCGCCUGUGUGUCCACAGCACACUGGCCGCUCUGCUCAGUGGCCUCCUCUAUGCAGCCCUGCACACCCUCAACACCUUCCGACUGCCCUUCUGCCACUCCCACGCUGUCCAGCAGCUCUUCUGCGACAUUCCCUCUCUGCUGAAGCUGUCUUGCUCUGACACCUUCAGCAACCAGCUCAUGAUUCAAAUCUCUGGUCUAGUGUUUGGUAGUGCCUGUUUCAUUUAUAUCAUCAAGUCUUAUAUUCACAUCUUCUCUACCGUGCUCAGGGUUCCAGUGGGAGCAGACAGGAAGAAGGCCUUUUCCACCUGUGUCCCCCACAUUCUUGUGGUGUCUGUCUUCCUCAGCUCAUCCUUUUAUGUCUACCUGAGACCCACUGAAAUGUCUACUGGGGUCAAGGGGAUGGUGCUCUCUGUGUUCUACUCUGUGAUUCCCCCCUUUUUGAACCCCAUCAUCUACAGUCUCAGAAAUGAACAGAUAAAGUCUCCCAUCAGGAAACUCGUGGCAAGAGUGUUCCACCCAGGUAAUAUAUUGAGAAUGAAGAAGGCUUUUCUAUUCCAGCUUAGUCAUAGUCAUGUGUUUGUGAAUAAGUGA